AUACCAAGUGAUGGCAUUUGCAACAGAUGCUGAUGAAAGACAAGAAACGGAACAGCAAAAACUUAGUUCUGGAAAAAAACUUGCGGUGGAUUGGGUUUUAAACAUCGGAGAGCAAGCACUGGAUAUAUGCGUUGUCUCCUUUAAUCAGGCAGUUUCUUCUGUUUUUGUGCUUGGUGAGAGAAACUUCUUUUGCCUUAAGGAUAAUGGGCAAAUACGAUUCAUGAAAAAGCUUGAUUACAGUCCAAGUUGCUUCAUUCCUUAUGGUUCAGUGAAAGAAGGAAAAAUAAACACUCUGGUUGGAAACCACAGUAAAAUGCUGAAUGUUUAUCAAGAUGUUACACUGAAAUGGGCCACACAACUUCCCCACAUUCCCGUGUCAGUAAAAGUAGCGAAUUUACAAAACUUGAAGGGUGUUAUAGUCACUUUAAGUGACAAUGGGCAUCUUCAGUGUUCCUAUCUUGGAACUGAUCCUUCACUCUUCCAGGCUCCUAGAGUUGAUUCUAGGGAAAUAAACUAUGAAGAAUUCGAUGCUGAAAUGAAAGAGCUUCAGAAAAUCAUCAAGCAGGCCACAAAAACACAAGAUAUUUUGCCCAAAUCUGAAAAACACAGAGAUCUGAUUGUCACAGCAGAAGUUUCGCCUGAUUUGGAUGCAGAAUCUCAAGCCAUUGACAGUGAGGUAAAAGCAGAGGCAGUACCAUCAGUCACAGUAAAGGUAACAAUACAGAGCAGAGUGACAGCGCAGAAACCAAUCCUGGCAGUGUGUGUACAAGCUCCAUUAGCAGUGACUUGUGACCAGUUCAUCUUUGAUGAUUUAGAACCAGAUUCAUCUGAAACUGUGGUCCUGUCUGUCUUUCUGAAGGGGAACUGUCCUCCAUCAGAACUAGAAGGAAAUUGUGUGGUUUCAUACAAUACACCAACAGAGCUCAAUCCUGAAGGAAUACUGAAAGUUGCACAGUGUAACUUCAUGCUGCCUUUGCGGUUAAUUUGCUUUCCAGCUCAACCUUCAAAAGCAGCAAACCACAAGCUAACUAUUGAUACCAAUAAACAUCCCAUCAGUUUUCUCACCAUUUUUCCAG
This is a messenger RNA of Eurypyga helias (sunbittern), 1076 nucleotides long. It is a transcript of the gene BBS9, whose product is annotated as Bardet-Biedl syndrome 9. Gene Ontology annotation, biological process: cilium assembly. The record is from RefSeq and is a predicted model, not a curated record. NCBI's taxonomy places the organism in Eukaryota, Metazoa, Chordata, Aves, Eurypygiformes, Eurypygidae. The annotation marks the transcript as partial. The transcript is spliced from 10 exons. Gene Ontology annotation, cellular component: membrane; BBSome.